AUGGUUGACUAUGAAGAGGAAGAUGGGAUAUUUGUAGCAGUGCUGCUGAGGAGGACACAUAAUGAUCAUGCAAGAACAACUGAAUUCUAUGGAGAAAUUCCAACUGAUGGAGCUUUUCAAAACUUAUCUGCCCAAUCAUUUUUCUCGAAUGGUGCGCUCUGUGGUGCAGCCCGACUCCUUGUUCCACCAUGCAAAAAGAGUACGUCCAACCUGAAAUAUCUUAUUCCAGGGAUCCUAUCAGCAAUACUUCUACUGGUUUCUGUAUCAAUCUUCAUACAACGCAGAAAAAGGAAAGUGGAAGUUGCAAUAGAGACUGCCUUGUUACCUCAACUUCUUUGGAGAAGAGUUUCACACCUUGAACUUCUGAGGGCGACAAAUGGUUUUAACAAAAGCAACUUACUUGGAACUGGUGGUUUUGGGUCAGUAGUGUAUAAAGGUACAAUUUCAGAUGGGAUAGAUGUUGCUGUAAAGGUUUUAUAUAAAGGUACAAUUUCAGAAGGGGCUUUCAAGAGUUUUGAUAGUGAAUGUGAAGUGCUGAGCAACAUUCGUCACCGAAAUCUUAUAAAAAUCAUCGGUUGUUGCAGUCAGAUUGAUUUCAAAGCCCUGGUAAGGCAAUACAUGCCUAGUGGGAGCCUUGACAAGUGGCUGUACUCUCAAAACUCUCAUUUGAACAUCCUACAGAGGUUGAAUAUACUGACAGAUGUUGCAUCAGCACUGGACUACCUUCAUCAUGGUCAUGGUUAUCCAAAACAUGUUGUCCAUUGUGAUGUGAAGCCAAGCAAUAUACUACUAGAUGAUGAUAUGGUUGCACAAGUUGCUGAUUUCGGCAUUGCAAGACUCUUAGAUGGAGGAUUUACAUUGAUAAUUAAGUACUGA
Molecule: messenger RNA, 876 nt
Organism: Prunus dulcis (almond)
Lineage: Eukaryota; Viridiplantae; Streptophyta; Magnoliopsida; Rosales; Rosaceae
Product: receptor kinase-like protein Xa21
Exons: 2
Coding region: 1-876 (291 amino acids)
Biological process (GO): protein phosphorylation
Molecular function (GO): ATP binding; protein kinase activity
Source: RefSeq, a predicted model, not a curated record